UAGAGGGACGCGAUAGCAAAAUGGCGUCCGGAGAUGCGGCUGCUUUGUACGCGACCGACGAAAAAGGGUCGUACAUCCCUGCCACGCAGCGUCCGGACGGCACUUGGAGGAAAGCGAGACGCGUCAAGGAUGGCUAUGUGCCCCAGGAGGAGGUCCCGCUGUACGAGAGCAAGGGCAAGCUGUGGGCCAAGAGUCAGACACCCGGCCUCUCUUACCCCGUGGGGCUGUCCCAGGCCGAGAUUGAGGAGCUGAAGGCUCGCGAGGCGGCGCGCAACGACCCAGACGCCGCUGCCAAAAAGAAAAAGAAGAAGAAGAAGAAAAAAGCGGGCACCGAGGGCGAGGGCGACGGAGCCAACAACGCGAGUCUAGACCGGCUCGCAUCCUCACUCGAAUCCAAGGUGAAGCUGGAGGAAACGCAGAAAAGCGCUGCCACCGCGCCGGCGGCGGCCGUGACGGACCCAGCCAAGAGGCUGCGGAACCUGCGCAAGAAACUGCGGGACAUAGACGCGCUCAAGCUGAAGAUCGAGUCGGGAGAGCUGGCCAAUCCGGAGAAGGAACAGCUAGAGAAGCUGGCGAGACGCGGCGAGGUCGAAGCCCAGAUCGAAGAGCUCGAACUCGAGCUGGACGAAGAGGAGUGACGGCGGAAAGUGCGUCGGCGGACGAAACAGACUAUAGAGGAGGGGACGAUCAGCCGUGCAUCACUCGCGUCAUAUGUUGGGGCAAGGCGAAUAUGGAAGUAGGGGGUGGGAGGGGUUAGUCAACGUGUCUGGCAGUUCAUAAACAUUGCCCCGACCUCUUUUUUAUUUGCCGUUUCACAUUACAGUAAGCCUCAUUUUCAUUACAGUGCUUUAUGUUGAACUCAACAAAUGGCCGGCAUCGCUGCAGUUACGUCACAUGACACGGUUAGCCCGAAUGCGACACCGUCGACGUGUUCACUUGUUUGCUCGUACAGCUCGGCCUUGAACACCAAACUUUACCGCCCCAGUCGGUUCGGUUCAUUCGCAUACACCACCACGCUAACGAACCGGAUGGCAGGCGAGAGAGAGCCGAGCAACCGACAAUUGUGCGUUCGUGCCAUCCGUGUCGUGCCUUGUACGUGCGUCCGAAAUCCACGGGUUAAGAAAGCGUAAAAAAUGAAAAAGGUGGCUCUUUUUUUUAAUGCAGAUCGAGAAUGUGAUAAUUGUAGUGCCUGCAAUGCGUCUCCGACUAAGUGCGUUUAGUACCCCAUCUCGCCCGUACAUCAAAAGUGGUUCCGAUGUGGCAACAAACGGAAUGUCACGCUGUUGGCCCUAGAAAUGCUUGCGAAAAGCACGAGUGAACGCAAGUGUCGCCGUCGUCGUGGCGUCCCAUCUCCUGGCUGCCAAGCUGCCGAGCAACGUGCUGCAGAACGGGCACCUGCCACAUUCACCAACCCGCUGCGACACUACCAGGAUCACGGCUGGUGACAACGUGACACAUCUACAAUGUCAUCCGGCGGAAAUCGAGGGACUGCGUUUUAGGUCAUGGUGAACAGACCGGUCGGAGACGCUUUCCAAGCACCAUAGUGAUGGUAUAGAUUAAUCUUUUCGAAGACUUUGCUACAAUGUUUUUUGGGCAUUGCGGCAGUAGCUACUCGUCGGUUCUGCGUUUGCCCGUUUGAAGGAAGAACAAGGUGUGUAGGACACAAAAGGAGCAUGGGAAACGCAUUACCAGUAAACAGUGGAAAUGGUGGCGAUUACGGUAUUUAUUGUGCAGGCGGCCAGUUUCGUAUAAGUUUAAUUCCAACUGUCACAAUCGGAAUGUGCCGGUUUGUUCCGCUUUCAGUUUAUAAGUUCAUCGGUGUCAUCGGUGCUGUGAAGUGUAUUUAUCUGUACGUUGUGUCAAAUGAUUUACUUAAGCGUGCGCAAAAACUGAUCUCCGAUUGGCUGCCGUGCUUGUUUGUGCACCAAACAGCAGCUGAAAUUGGGUCUACCGAGAAUAUUAAUUGGAAGGCCGCUUCUUCGUUAGAAUGUACAAAUCCCAUUUUUGUGUGUGUGAAGGUAACUGUGAUUUUAGAACUGUUUUGUUAUUGUGACAAUAAUCCGCGACAUUGUGUCCAGUGGCAUUGCCCGAAUGUAGGGGUGCACUAAGUGAUAGGAACUUUUAAAAUGCAUGCUGCAUGAAGAUUGGAACGUUUUCUUUGAAUGACUGCAAUCACACUAACUGUAUUAGAGCCUAGCAUUUUCUUUUUAGUUUUUGAUGACACAAAGCAAGCACUAGCAUGCCUGCAGCAUCAAGGCAGUGCAUUUCACUCUUUCACGAGGCAAAUUUGGCUCGGUACCAGGGAACAAUUUCAGCGAGCACGUAGAAGGACGCUUUCUUAUACGACUUUCACAGUCUCCGGCGUCGCAUAGUUACAAUGCAAAACUACUAGAGAAAACAGAAACCAGAACUAUGGCUAUCACAGUGCAUUCUGUGUUCAGUCACUCCCAGUUUCCAUUGCUGCAAAGCUGACUCACCUGCUAGUGCUUUGAUUCAGAGCCGUAUAUCGGGAGAGUUUGGCCAGUCUGAUCUCGCCGCCAUAAUGCCCCCUUCCCGAGUGAGCCAAUCGGCCUGCGGCCCAGAGCGAGAGGCGUGAGCGCAUGCGCGUUAACUCCCGGCUGCUCUCACCCAAGCGGGGAGGGCCGCCAUUUUCAUUCAUUCGCCCAGUGGAAUGCGUAGGAUCGGCACCCAAAUUUAGGUUCUUUCCUUUUAUUUGGCAGGCUCUGGCAAGAAAAUGAUGUAGUGUUAUUCCUCGGUGACUUGAAAAGCUAAUGAGUGAAGUUUCGGCAAGUUUCAGCGCAAACUUUUAUUCAGCGAAAAAGAAAUAAGAUUGUAGCAGACGACGCAUAGCCUCAACAGUGCUCGGUGCUGACAGCCCGUGGCAUUAAAACGGCGGUCGUCUCGUCUUAGCUUCCUCCUUCCUCUCGCUUCUUCGGCACUCCUCCCUUUCCUUCACUUUUCUCCUCUCCAGCGCCUUCGUCGCCACACUCUCCCAAUAUACGACUCUACUUGGAUUUAAAGGGAUAUGUUUUAGUACACCUCCAGAUUGCUUUCCUUGUAUCACGGAGACCUUACACCGUUUCCACAAGUAAACAAUUUGUUGAAUGUUUUCUUUUGUACACUCGAGAUGAAAGCCACACCAAAGCAAGGAUGCAUACACAUAUCGCUGCACGUCUUUGACUUGGUAAUAAUUUCGCGAUCUGUUUCUGUGCGAAUGACCUCAUGAAGAUUAACUUUUUUCUGAAGCAUUUGCUUAAAAACGUGGGUACAAGAAAUGGAUAGUCUACAAGAUCUGACAGCUACUGUCAGCUUCUUUUCUGCCUCGAAGUUAUAAAGCCAAUUUGGCACGAGCCAUCUGCGGGUCUUUCUGCCAGUCUCCUCUUCGCGUUCCACCGUAGAAUUUGAAUGGAGGAAAGUCCUUCGGCAUUAGACCUUGAAAUUUGCAUGCCUAGUGUCCAUAGGGUUUUCUCGAAAAACGAGCGCUACACUUGCGACUAUUGCGCCUGAGCCUUUUUUGUGCUACAAAAGAAAGCUACCUACGUCAAAGUGCUUCGAGCACGAAGUGCUGGAAGUACUUCAAGCGCUUCAUUGUGAAGUGAGAUCUGUCACUUGAAACAAUGACACUUUUAACAAAAAUAAAGGAGAUUGAAAACUGACA
This is a messenger RNA of Ixodes scapularis (black-legged tick), 3658 nucleotides long. It is a transcript of the gene Pym, whose product is annotated as partner of Y14 and mago. Gene Ontology annotation, cellular component: cytoplasm; exon-exon junction complex. Lineage: Eukaryota; Metazoa; Arthropoda; Arachnida; Ixodida; Ixodidae. The transcript has 3 exons. The record is from RefSeq and is a predicted model, not a curated record. The coding region runs from base 21 to 638 and encodes 205 amino acids. Gene Ontology annotation, biological process: exon-exon junction complex disassembly. Gene Ontology annotation, molecular function: RNA binding.